Messenger RNA from Lentinula edodes (shiitake mushroom), 1227 nucleotides. RefSeq lists its product as uncharacterized. The record is from RefSeq and is a predicted model, not a curated record. NCBI's taxonomy places the organism in Eukaryota, Fungi, Basidiomycota, Agaricomycetes, Agaricales, Omphalotaceae. Bases 1 to 1227 code for a protein of 408 amino acids. The transcript has 7 exons.
AUGCCCCCGCAACUGAAACGCACUCUUCCUUGGGCCGAUGCUCAUCAGGAUGAAUACAACGAGGACUUCGCCCCUUACACAAGAGUUCGUCUGGUAAUGCAAAACGGAAGUUACGAAACUGAAAUCGACCUUUUGCGUCUGAAGAAUGCUGAACUUGAAGCCCGAGUCAAUGAACUGGAAAGUGAUAUGGAGAGAAUCCUUAACAUUGAAAUGGAUGACGUCGUUUUGCUUAAGGAGGACAUGCUCAGCUAUUAUCACCAAUAUCGUGAAUCGCAAUUAGAGAUCAUGGAGCUCGAAGAGGAGAUCUCAAAACUUCGGGCAGAUGUGAACCAUCAAUCACUGGGGCAAAGUCCUUUGGAAGAGGGUACCUUGAUUCGAGGUGAAUUAGGUAGCCUUGAAGAGAAACAGCUUGUGGCACAUACCAGACAAGUUGACCAAGGUGGAGUCACUAGUUUUGAAAAACAAGGGAUGGGAAGAAAUGUUGGCGUUGACGAGCUCCCCGCCAAGGAUUGUAUCCCUGAAUACGUGCCCGACCUUCGUGACGUUUCUCAAACAAACGCUGGUCCGGACCUUCGUGACUGUGCAGGAGCUAGUUCUUGCUCGGAAUUUGACGAGCACAUUGACGGCAGUUCAGAGAAUAUUUCCAAUAUGAACUCGACCCACUCUACCUCUUCCUUGACAUCUCUUGAUACUCUUCCUUAUCCGACCGGCGCACCAUCUUCGGGAUGGUUUUUUGAAGCUUUCCAUUACUUGAACACGGCGCUCAGCCCUCAGUAUAUCGGUUUGUUGCAAGAAUGGGUAGACUAUGAGCGCAAGCAUCAUUGGCUUAAUCCUCACAAAUUAGCAGGCUUCUCACCUGAAAAACGCCCCACUGUCCUGCUGGAUUGGAUGAAAAAUCGACCACGACCCCUUCCGAAAGUUGAUAAGAGGGGUUUUUUCACGCCAAACUUUGCAGAAGAGGUGUGGGCUUGGUGGGCCAGUCUACAGCCCCAAUGGCGAUUGCUAGAUGAGGGUGGGUUACCAGUAUCCUUCGAACAGUUUGGGGAUGACUUAUCUCCACUUAACAAACACGGGAGAAACGCGUGGGUUGGCUUGCUUGCAUGUAUCAAGUGGUGGGGAAUCGGUCUGAAACACUAUGCAUCUGAUGAUCACGAAUUAUACCUAAGUAGUUGGCAUUCCAUUGUCGCAGACAUGGCGAAAAUGUUGGGCAAAUUGGUUGUUGAUUAG